This is a messenger RNA of Drosophila rhopaloa, 913 nucleotides long. RefSeq lists its product as uncharacterized. Gene Ontology annotation, cellular component: mitochondrial inner membrane. The transcript has 2 exons. Gene Ontology annotation, biological process: mitochondrial respiratory chain complex I assembly; mitochondrial respiratory chain complex IV assembly. Bases 42 to 698 code for a protein of 218 amino acids. The record is from RefSeq and is a predicted model, not a curated record. NCBI's taxonomy places the organism in Eukaryota, Metazoa, Arthropoda, Insecta, Diptera, Drosophilidae.
GUGUUGUUCAUAGCUUAAGCAUUCAAAAUUAAGAGGUCGCAAUGCCUACCCUAAAACUGCGAAUUGGUCUGCCCUCCAAGCGAAUGAUGGGCAGCAUCUGCAUCUGCGGGGCACUGGCCUCCAUCUCCGGCCUGGCCUACAUGCGCUGGAGUCUUGAGGACCGGGUGCGUCAAACCGUGUACUACCAGAUGGCUAUCCAGCAACUCCGCCAGCACAGCGGAGCUGUGGGUCUGCUGGGCGAGCCCAUCAAGGAGUCCGGGUUCAGUCUGUCCAACGAGAAGAACCGCUGCGAUGUGGACAAGGCCCAGCUGCAGGUGGCCGUGCAGGGUCCAAAGGACAGGGGCACCGUCUUUUUCUGGGCCACGAACAGCAAGAAUGAGGGCUGGUUAAUCGACCGUCUAGAGCUCGAGACAAAGCAGCAUCCGAACACUCGUUUCCUUCUCAAGAAGCCCCAAAACUACGCCCUGCUUAGCAAUGAAGGUGAUCCGGAUCCCCAGGUCACCGAGGGCUCCGAUGAUUCCCAGCAACCGCAGCAGGAACAAGCGGAUGGCGAGGAGCAGGACCAGGAGCAGGAGCAGGAGCAAGCUGGCCAUACCCAUCCCAGUAUUCAGAAUAAUCCCCCGCAGCAACUACGCCAGCGGCAGGGCCAGGAGCCGCCCCCUUUCAUUCACACAGCAGAGGGCGGAGGGAUGCAGUAGCAAGUCCAUGUCAUUAUGCAAAUGGGUCUAGCUCUUUCCUUUUGCCAACAAAGAAAUGCUUACCAACUAAUCGCUGGCCACACAGUUUUGAUUUAAUCAAGAGGGAAGUCACUUUCACCUCAAAAGAAACAGUACUCAAUAGUUAUUUUGGAAUGAAAUCGAUAUAAUUACAAAAGCAAUAGAAAUUAAAGAUAUACAAUACAAUUUUAACAAAA